ACACAUACCGGGCUGAAUGUGAGUUAUGUUGUCAGUAAUCUUCCGAUUUCUAAAAUAGAUAUUUCUGAGGUUUUACACGAGUUGAUGAGGAUCACGGGUGAUGAUGAUGGUGGUGAUGAUGAUGAUGAUGAUGAUGAUGAUGAUGAUGAUGAUGAUGAUGAUGACGAUAAUGAUGAUGAUGAUGAUGAUGAUGAUGAUGAUGAUGAUGAUGAUGAUGGUUAA
Molecule: messenger RNA, 222 nt
Organism: Dibothriocephalus latus
Lineage: Eukaryota; Metazoa; Platyhelminthes; Cestoda; Diphyllobothriidea; Diphyllobothriidae
Source: the annotation of a GenBank genome assembly